Messenger RNA from Ostertagia ostertagi, 1095 nucleotides. The record is from the annotation of a GenBank genome assembly. NCBI's taxonomy places the organism in Eukaryota, Metazoa, Nematoda, Chromadorea, Rhabditida, Trichostrongylidae.
AUGUUGUCCAUAGGCACUAGUUUAAGAAAAGUUAUAUACUUGGAAAGCAGAUGUGCGACAACAAUCGCCAGUGCUUACGCGAAGUUGGUUGAGGACAAUGUUCUGAACAAGGAUGACCAUCAGCUGUCAAUUGUCUCUCAUUUUGACUCCCUUUUGGAUUCUUUGAAAUCCUAUGAGGUUAAGCGAAACAAUAGGAAAGGGAUGUCUAAACUGUUCGACGUAUGGAAUAGAUUCCAGGGCAAGCAGGUAAGUCCUGCUCCUCGAGGGAUCUAUCUGUGGGGCACUGUCGGUUGUGGCAAAACCUUUCUAAUGGAUUUGUUUUUUGAUUGCUGCCCUUUCGAGGAUAAGGAACGCGUUCACUUUCACUCUUUCAUGCAAGAUGUGCACAAAAAUAUGCAUAAACUGAAGAUGGCACACCAUGGUGAGCCAGGUACCUUUGAUCCAGUGCCGCACAUUGUUGACGAAAUCAUGAACAGCUGUCGGCUCUUGUGCUUCGAUGAGUUCCAGGUAACUGACAUUGCGGACGCUAUGAUUCUAAAGCGAUUCUUUUCCUUGUUAUUCGACGAAGGUCUCGUUGUUGUUGCUACCUCGAAUAGACCUCCGAAAGACUUGUAUAAGAAUGGAUUACAGCGUCAUCAGUUUGUUCCAUUCAUCAGCAUCUUGGAGAACAGAUGCCGUACACUCAGCUUGGAUUCUGGCAUUGAUUACCGGAGAAUCGGAAGCACAGAGGCUGAUAAAUUCUUUGUUCGCUUGAAAAACGGUGACGUGGAUAGGCAAUGCGAUCGUGUGUUCAAGGAAUUAGUUGCUAAUGAGACCGACACGGUUCGCACGAAAACGCUCAACAUCUUAGGACGAACAGUGGAGGUGAAGAAGUGCUGUGGUGGAGUUGCAGAUAUUGACUUCGUUGAUGUUCGAUUAGUCGUCAGCGCUGAAGCAACUGUAGAUAAACUUUUCCAACUGAAUGUUGAUGUGGAGGGAGAGGUUGGACUUAGCGAUUCACAAAGAUUGCUGAUGGACGUUUUGAGCAAGAAUGAUCCCAAUGUAGAAACUAAUCAGGAACAAUUUGAGGCGGCAUCGUUAAAGUUGAGUCGUUGA